Messenger RNA from Ilex paraguariensis (yerba mate), 2790 nucleotides. Lineage: Eukaryota; Viridiplantae; Streptophyta; Magnoliopsida; Aquifoliales; Aquifoliaceae. The record is from the annotation of a GenBank genome assembly.
AUGGGGUUAUAUCUUUGUUGGAAGAGGCAGUGGCUGGUGGUGUUGGAAGAUGCGAUGGCAUCAUCUUCAUCUCCAAAGGAUGUGCUGAGCCUCUUUGCAGCAGAAGAAUAUUCGUCCAGGCACUCUUUGGUGGACUUUAGGGUGAAGCAGUUCGCGUAUGCUUGUAUUCAGGCUGUUCACCAAAAUAGGAAUUUGUUGAAGGAUCAACUGUUAAUUGCAUCUGAGGAAUCUGGAACACCAACAAUUCUCUUGCUAGAGGCGGUAGUUUUGUUGACUGAUCCUAGACUUCCAUGGGCCUGUAAGAUUGUCGGAUAUCUUUUGCAGAGAAAUAUAUAUGUGCUGCUUAGAGAUAUUGUUCUUACAGGGAAGAGAAGUAUGAACCUUCAGGGAUUUGUUGGGAUAGUAUCAUCGUUGGAGCGCAUUCUUGUCUUGUUUGCAUCUCAUGUUGGUCAACCUCCAUGUGUCUGUCAGCCCAUUGACCCCCAAUGGAGUUUCUCAUCCUUGAUUCUUACGAUUCCUUUCUUGUGGAAGCUUUUUCCAUAUCUAAAAGAGGUUUUUGGGACACGAGGUCUUCUUCAACAUUAUAUUCAUCAGAUGGCAUUAUGUGUACAAAAUCAUGCUAAUGUUCUACCAAAUGAUAUAUCUCCUGAAUUUCCUGGUUAUGCUUGCCUUCUUGGAAAUUUGUUGGAAACUGCUGGAGUUGCUUUUGCUGAGCCCGACUGCUCAUUUGAUUUGGCAAUAGACUUUGCAGCUGUUGCAACAUUCUUACUGGGGGCACUACCUCCUAUCCAAGUAUCAAAUCGUGGAAAUUUCACCAUGGGAGAGGAUGAUAUGAUUGUAGGUGAUGAACUCACAGAAAAAGUUUUGAAUAGGGAUCUGGAACAACAGAUUUCCAAUGCAAUAGAUCCAUCCUUUCUUCUACAGUUGACUAAUGUUUUGUUUGGAGGGUUUUCAUGCAUCAAUGGGUCAUAUAAAGGAAGACCUAAUGAUAAAGAUGUCGCAGCUGUUGGUGCAGCUUGCGCUUUUCUGCAUGUGACUUUCAACAUUUUACCCCUUGAGCGAACUAUGACUGUUCUAGCUUAUAGAACAGAGUUAGUUCAUGUGCUCUGGAACUUCAUGAAAAGAUGUCAUGAGAAUCAAAAAUGGUCAUCCUUGACUGAGCAAUCAAAAUAUUUGCCAGCAGAUGCCCCGGGUUGGCUAUUACCUUUGGCAGUUUUCUGCCCCGUGUACAAGCACAUGCUUAUGAUUGUUGAUAAUGAGGAGUUCUAUGAGCAGGAGAAACCACUGUCACUAACGGAUAUCAGCUGCUUGAUUGUUAUCCUUAGACAGGCCUUAUGGCAGCUCCUAUGGGUGAAUCCAGUGCCGAUCCCUAACUUUGUGAAGUCUGCAAGCAGUGUCUUUGCUCUGAAAAAGCAUCCUGUAGAAUUUAUUCAGUAUAGGGUUAGCAUUGUAGCUUCUGAGCUUCUAUCACAGUUGCAAGAUUGGAAUAAUAGGCGACAAUUUACACCCCCUAGUGACUUCAAUGCUGAUGGUGUCAAUGAUUACUUCAUUUCUCAGGCUAUGAUAGAAAACACUAGGGCAUACGACUUACUAAAACAAGCUCCGUUUUUAGUGCCAUUUACAAGCAGAGCUAAACUAUUUAAUACCCAGUUAACUGUAGUGAGGGAAAGGCAUGGGUCUCAUGCUGUAUUUACAAGAAACCGAUUCAGAAUAAGACGGGAUCAUAUUUUGGAAGAUGCCUUUAAUCAGCUGAGUGCGUUAUCAGAACAGGAUCUUCGAGGACUGAUUCGUGUUACUUUUGUCAAUGAAUUUGGAGUUGAGGAGGCUGGUAUUGAUGGUGGUGGGAUUUUCAAAGAUUUCAUGGAGAACAUUACUCGAGCAGCUUUUGAUGUACAGUAUGGAUUAUUUAAGGAAACAGCUGAUCACCUGCUCUAUCCCAAUCCUGGAUCAGGAUUGAUACAUGAACAGCAUCUCCAGUUUUUUAAUUUUCUUGGAACUGUUCUUGGAAAGGCAAUGUUUGAAGGUAUUCUUGUUGAUAUACCAUUUGCAACAUUCUUUUUGAGCAAAUUAAAGCAGAAGUACAACUACUUGAAUGACUUGCCUUCCUUGGAUCCAGAAUUAUAUCGCCAUCUGAUUUUCCUGAAGCAUUACGAGGGUGAUAUCUCAGAGUUAGAAUUGUACUUUGUUAUUCUUAACAAUGAAUAUGGGGAGCAAACAGAAGAAGAGCUGCUUCCACGGGGAAAAGACAUACGGGUUAAUAAUGAGAAUGUCAUCACAUUUAUUCAUCUUGUGGCCAACCAUCGUUUGAACUUUCAGAUACGUCAACAAAGUUCUUAUUUUCUGAGAGGGUUUCAACAGCUUAUUCAGAAAGAUUGGAUUGACAUGUUUAAUGAGCAUGAACUUCAGCUUCUUAUAUCAGGAGCAAUUGAUGGCUUUGAUGUUGAUGACCUUCGAUCUCAUACAAAUUAUGCAGGUGGCUAUCAUCGUGAGCAUUAUGUUAUUGAGAUGUUUUGGGAAGUUAUCAAACACUUUUCCUUGGAAAAUCAGUGCAAAUUUUUGAAGUUUGUGACUGGGUGCUCUCGAGGACCCCUGCUUGGAUUUAAAUACUUGGAGCCUUUAUUUUGCAUACAGAGGGCUGCUGGUAGUGCUUCUGAAGAAGCUCUUGACCGGUUACCAACAUCGGCUACUUGUAUGAAUCUGUUAAAGCUUCCUCCAUACAGAAGCAUAGAGCAAAUGGAGCAAAAAUUGUUGUAUGCUAUAAAUGCUGAUGCUGGUUUUGAUUUGAGUUGA